Zootermopsis nevadensis is the source of this 12705-nucleotide messenger RNA. NCBI's taxonomy places the organism in Eukaryota, Metazoa, Arthropoda, Insecta, Blattodea, Termopsidae. The record is from RefSeq and is a predicted model, not a curated record.
UAUAAUCUAAAACUUGUUUUCUGUAUUCGUAUUUAAGUUCUGCUGUUUGUCGUUUGCUUCGGCCUGCAGUAGUCGGAGCAGUUCAACAUAUCUCGAAAAGUAUUCCACUCGAAGUGUUAUUGCAUUAACAUCUGUUGUCAUGGUACUUCGUUAUGUCUGCUGUAUGUAGUUUAGUCAAGACAACCUUUCAGUAACUCCUCAUGACAAGUCUCAAGAUGGCACCACCUCAGCCUGCAGGCUCAAGUGACCCACUGACUCAAAUGAACAAGUACCGAUCUUAUGUAACCAUCUUAGCAGAUUCUAGUGCCAAGGAUGAAAUAAAAGUGAAGGCUGCACAAGAACUCAGUGAAAAUUUUGAGGUCAUAAUAAAAUCUGCACAGUAUCCAACAUUCUUGGAUCAUUUUAUGAAAAUAUUCCUCAAAAUUCUUCAGGAAGGAGAACCUCACUUCAUAGCUGAGUACAAUAUCCAGCAAGUACGCAAGUUGAUUCUGGAAAUGAUCCCACGCCUCCCAACCAACGACUUGCUGCGUCCAUAUGUGAAGCCAAUCCUGUCACUCAUGCUGAAGCUUCUGCAGAUAGACAAUGAAGAGAAUGUUCAAGUGUGUGUCAGGAUAAUCAUCGAGCUGCAUAAGCAAUACCGUCCAGCGUUCAAUCCAGAGAUCCAGCACUUGAUGCAGUUUGUGAGGACGGUUUACCAGGAAUUACCAAAUCACAUGACAAAGAUCUUCGAGCCUCGACCAACACUGAGAGUGAAAGAUCUCUCUGAGAUCAACAUAGAAUCCUUGUUAACUGAGACAUACACAAUCACGACCAUUCAGAGUGAGAAGAAAACGGCCGAUGGCACCAUGAUAUCAUACAACCUGAUCCCAAAAGGGGUGUUGUCACUCAAGGUUCUACAGGAGUUGCCCAUCAUGGUAGUGCUCAUGUUUCAAAUGUACAAACAAAAUGUGCAGCAGGAUGUGAUCGACUACAUUCCCCUUGUCAUGACCACGAUCACGCUCCAGCCGACACCUCAACAAAGGGCAAACCCAGCGUUCAACAAAGAGGUGUUUGUGGACUUAAUGGCAGCACAGAUCAAGACCCUGUCGUUCCUGGCAUACAUCGUGCGCAUGUACCAGGAGAUGGUGGCACAGCACUCAAGCCUCAUGGUGAAGGGGCUGCUGGGUAUGCUGACAAUCUGCCCCAUGGAGGUGACACAUCUGCGCAAGGAGCUCCUCAUUGCUUCCCGGCAUAUUCUUGCGACUGACCUGCGUGUUAAGUUUGUUCCUUACAUGGAGCGGCUGUUUGACGAGAAUGUGCUUCUGGGGAAGGGUUGGACCACGCAUGAGUCCCUGCGUCCCCUGGCAUACAGCACACUUGCUGACCUGGUGCAUCAUGUGAGACAGCACCUGCCAUUCUGUGACCUUGCCCGUGCUGUUCAUCUCUUCUCCAAGAACGUCCAUGAUGAGACAUUGCCAACAAGCAUCCAGACCAUGUCCUGCAAGCUGUUGCUUAACCUGGUGGAGUGUAUCAGGGCCCGCAGCGAGGAAGAGAAGGGGCAGGGACGUGAGCUGCUAAUGAGGAUGCUGGAGGUGUUUGUUAUCAAGUUCAAGACCAUUGCCAAGCUGCAACUGCCUAUCCUCAUGUCCAGGAUAACUCACAAGCCCCUGAUAUCACCAACUGCAGGUGUGACAGUUGGCACUGCACCAGGUGGAACACCAGCCCCAGUCACCCCUGUGGUGGGCACUCCCACAACCCCUACAACUCCUGUCGUAAGUGGGGUGGACCAAGUUAAGACUGAGGAUACCAAGCAGCCACCACAUGCUCACACCAUAGCAGAUGGGGGCCCACUCCCAGUGAAAGAAGAGAGGGAUAAAUCACGUUUCGGCUUCCCCACCUCACAGGCUGGAAACUACAGUGUGACAGAUUGUCGCGGUCUUGUCAAGACGCUUGUUUGUGGUGUGAAGACCAUCACGUGGGGCUGUGCCUCGUGCAAGAACAGCACUGGCGAUGCAGGUAUUCAGAGCAAGCAGUUUCAGCCCAAGGAGACACUUGUGUUUAUCCGACUUGUGAAGUGGGCUAUGCAGGCUCUGGACAUCUACACUCUUAGCGCGACUCCUCUCGCUCCGGGCACCGUGCUAGCGGGUGGACAGAGGACCCAGUCACCACAAACUGUGCGAACUAAGGAGGAGAAGGAGGUGCUGGAACACUUUGCUGGAGUUUUCUCAAUGAUGAACCCACAGACUUUCCAGGAGAUAUUUUCCACUACAGUUGACUAUAUGGUCGAUCGUAUCUAUCGCAACUUUGCGCUGCAGAUAGUUGGCAACUCAUUCCUCUCAAAUCCAACAACAUCUCCUAUCUUUGCUACGGUGUUGGUAGAAUAUCUGCUGGAACGGAUGGAAGAAAUGGGAAGUAAUGUGGAACGCAGUAACCUGUACUUGAAACUGUUCAAACUGGUGUUUGGAAGUGUGAGCUUGUUCCCAGCUGAGAAUGAGCACAUGCUUCGACCACACCUGCACCAGAUUGUUAACAGGUCUAUGGAACUGGCGAUGACUGCCAAGGAACCAUACAACUACUUCCUGUUGCUGCGCGCACUGUUCCGCUCUAUCGGUGGAGGAAGCCAUGACCUGCUGUACCAGGAGUUCCUUCCACUCUUGCCCAGCCUUCUGCAAGGCCUCAACAGCCUGCAGAGUGGCUUGCACAAGCAGCACAUGAAGGAUCUGUUUGUGGAGCUCUGCCUGACAGUUCCCGUUCGACUGAGCUCUCUUCUGCCAUACCUGCCGAUGCUCAUGGACCCACUGGUAUCUGCCCUGAAUGGCUCCUCCACCCUCAUCAGCCAGGGUCUUCGUACUCUGGAGUUGUGUGUGGACAACCUGCAACCUGAUUUUUUAUAUGAGCAUAUUCAACCUGUACGAGCAGAUCUGAUGCAAGCGUUGUGGCGCACUGUGCACAAUCCAACUGACCAGGUGGCACACGUAGCAUUCAGGGUCCUGGGAAAAUUUGGUGGGGGCAACCGGAAGAUGAUGAUUGAGCCCCAGAAACUUGAGUACAAUGACAGGGAGACGCCUGGUCCUGCGAUAAUUGCAUAUUUUCAGGAGCACUCUAGACCCAUAGACUUUCCUGUGGAGAAGGUCGUGGAGACAGCAUUUAGUGCUCUGAAGUCAAGCACGACGGAUCCGUUCUACCGUCGUCAGUGCUGGGAAGUAAUUCGCUGUUUCUUGGUGGCAUCCCUGAAUCUUAAUGAUGAUAAGAAUACAGUGCAGCAGCUUUUCUCCUGUCCAAGUUUUGAUGAUCCACAUGUGAAGAUCUCCCCAAUCCAUGGGAUUCCCUACAGACUGCAGGACAAGCAAGCCAGAGCCACUCACCAGAUGGCAGUCACAGGAAUGUUUGUUGCUGCAGCCAUAAAAGAGUUACGACAGUGUGUUUUGCCAACUAUGGUGUUCCUUGUUAGUCACUACACAAUGGUGGCGAUAUCACAGCAAGCUGGUCCUUUCUCCAUGACAUCAAAACAGGCGAACCUGAAGGGCAUGGACCCACUGGUGCUUAUAGACUCCCUCGCUGUCAUAAUGGGGCAUGAGGAGAAGGAGCUGUGUAAGCCGGGACACCUGGCACUCGUUCUUGUCUUGGAGACAGCGAUCAACAUCCUCGGCUCCAAACAGAAGGCAUGCCAACUGCCCCUGAUGGAGUAUCUGGCAGAGCGCAUGUGUUCACUGUGCUAUGAGCGAGCCUGGUACGCUAAGCUGGGUGGCUGCAUUGCCAUAAAGUUCCUGGUUGAGCGCAUGGCAAUGCGGUGGGUACAUGAACAUCUGUUCCUGUUUCUCACUGCCCUGCUGUUCGUCAUGAUGGAUCUCACUGGAGAGGUUUCAAGUGGUGCUAUUGACAUGGCGAAGGCAAACCUGGAAAAGAUGCUCACUAGUUGUGCUGCUCCAGUUGAGAGAGAUGGAACUAAUGAUGAUGUGGUGAAUGCACAGCAGAAGAGUCUCUUUGAAGUGACACAUGAGCUUGUGCGGCAAGUUACCAGCCCUAAUAGUCUCGUCAGAGAGCAGGCGAUGCGUUCUCUGGAGGUCCUGGCACGUAUCCAGAACAAAACAGUGACUGAGGUAAUGGAGCCACACAAAGAGGUCCUCCAAGACAUGAUACCACCCAAAAAACACCUCUUGCGCCACCAGCCAGCCAACGCACAGAUUGGCAUCAUGGAUGGCAACACUUUCUGUACCACGCUGGAGCCACGACUCUUCACUAUCGACCUGACCAUCAUAGAGCACAAGGUGUUUUUCCAUGAACUGUUGUCCCUGUGUGAGACAGAGGACGCUGUCCUCAACAAGCUACCGUGUUACAAGUCGGUGACAAAUCUUGUCCCUUUGCGUAAGUCUGCGCUUCAGGCUCUCGCUGCCUGCCACUACAUCCAGUCCUGCCGAGAGAAGAUAUUCCCAGUUUUGUAUAAAGCCCUGGAGCAGUCAAACCCAGAACUUCAAGAGGCUGGCUUUGAGUGCAUGAAGAAGUUCAUUGGAGGCUUCCAAAUUGAUAUGGAAAUGGUUCACACAGUGAUGCGUCCACUGCUGAUGACACUGGGAGACUACCGCAACUUGAGCCUGAAUGGGGCAAAGCGCCUGUCAUACCUGACCCAGCUGUUUCCAUCAAGUUUUAAUGAGAAGCUUUGUGAGCAGCUGUUGCAGCACCUUAAGAAACUGUUGGAAGUUGCCAUUCUGGCCCACAAAGGCGUGUCAAAGAGUGGAGAGAAUGAGCAGAAGAUAGCGACCAUUAUCGGAAUCUUCCACCAGAUUCCUGCCGCGACGCCAAAGUUCAUCGACGUACUGUGUCGCCUGGUACUGCAGACAGAGAAGAGCCUACUGGUGGAGGCGAGUUCUCCGUUUCGGGACCCGAUGAUCAAGUUUCUUUUGCGCUUCCCACAGGAGACCAUUGACCUGUUUCUGCAUGACAACAACAUCAAGGAUCAGCAGUGGAGUCGCUGCUUGCAGUUCCUGAUGAAGCACAAGGAUGGGAAGCGCUUCCGAGAUGUUCUGCAGAACAGCAGCGCACGGCUUAUCAGCCUGGUGCUUGGGAACAGUUCUCUUCAGCCAGCUACUCUAAUAACAGUGAUACCAACCAUCAGCUUCUCAAGGAGUACUCUGAUUCAUGGUGUUAGUGGUCUCAGAGUAACAGAUCUGAUUUAUUCCGCAGUGGACAAGCGAGAGAUGCAGUACCAGAGCAUACGCAUCACGUCAUUACUUAUAAAGAUGGAUGAUCAGUGGUUGUCAUCACAACAUCAGCUUGUGAAUGCCUACAAGCAGAUCUGGUGUGAUGACCAGUAUCAGCAGGAGUUCCACAGAAAGGUGGACUGUGUGGAUUACCAGCAUUGGAAGGAACCAAAACUGAUCGUGAAGAUCCUCCUGCACUUCUUCUGCCACCACCCGAACAACAUUGACCUGCUGUUUCAACUGCUGCGUGCCUUGUGUGAAGGAUUUAUACCGGACUUCCAGUUCCUGCGGGACUUCCUGGAGAACGUGGUGGCCCAGAGCUACACCAUAGAGUGGAAGCGGUCUGCCUUCUUCCGCUUUGUCGAGCUCUUCCCAAGCCCAACGAUAUCCCAGGAACUCAAGUCAAAGAUACUGCAGAUGGUACUGAUCCCCUGCUUUGCUCAGAGCUUUGAGCGUGGGGAAGGAGAAAAGCUGGUUGGCAGCCCUGCAUCACCUGACCAAGACAAUCCAGACAAUGUGGUGUCUGUCUUCAUCAGCAAGGUGAUUGAUCCAGAAAACCCAUUUGGCAGCUCGGAUGCUGUGCGGAUUCUGUUGCUACAGUUCUCUUGCCUGCUGGUUGAGCAAGCAUCACCCCACAUCCAUGACGCAGCGAACAAACGUCAGGGCAACAAACUAAGACGCCUCAUGAUGUUUGCAUGGCCAUGUCUUCUGGUUAAGAACUGUGUGGACCCUGCUACACGCUACCAUGGCCACCUGCUGCUGUCGCACAUCAUCGCUAAGUUUGCUAUCCACAAGAGGAUUGUCCUCCAAGUUUUUCACAGUCUGCUGAAGGCACAUGCAAUUGAGGCACGCAGUGUAGUGCGGCAGGCUCUGGAGAUUCUUACUCCGUCCAUGCCAGUGCGGAUGGAGGAUGGGAACACGAUGUUGACACAUUGGACCAAGAAGAUCAUCGUAGAGGAGGGACACUCCGUACAGCAGCUGUUUCAUAUCCUGCAGCUCGUUGUCCGACACUACAAGGUUUAUUAUCCAGUGCGUCACCACUUGGUGCAGCACAUGGUGAACUCCAUCCAGAGACUCGGCUUCAGUCCCACAGGAACCAUCGAGCACCGAAAACUAGCUGUCGAGCUUUCAGAAGUGAUAGUGAAGUGGGAGUUGCAGCGAAUAAGGGAUCAGUCUGACACGCAGGACAUCGCAGCCGUCCCGUUAGGAGUAGGGGUGAAGCGGCCCUCCGUCGAUGACUCUAACCUGAACUCCGAGUCGAGGAAGCGCCAUGCAUCUGGAACUAGCUCUAACAUUGUGCCUACAGUGAUACCAAAGGUUGAGCCAGGGAGCGCAGAGCCUAUUGAAAGGGCCCAUGCAGAUACUGUUCUGAACUUUUUGUUGAGACUGGCUUGCCAGGUGAAUGAUGCUAACACAAUGGUUGGCAACCCUGGCGAGCUGCUUUCGCGCCGCUGCGUGACACUGUUGAAGACUGCGCUGAAGCUGGACGUGUGGCUUCAGCAAUGUGACCUGAAACUGAGCUGGUUUGACAAGGUGUUUGCAUCUGUUGAGUCUGGUUCACCAAACUAUGGCAACAUCUGCACUGCCCUGGAGCUCCUCACCUUCCUACUGGGGGUCAUGAAGAAGGAGCAAAUCCUGGCAAGCUGCAAGCCUCUGCAGCGAGGUAUUGCGGCCUGCAUCACCUGCUCAAACUCAAAGGUUAUCCGCCUGGUACAUGGACUGCUGUCUCGACUUAUGAGCAUAUUUCCCACCGAGCCGACCAGCUCUACUGUGGCCUCUAAGUAUGAAGAACUGGAGUGUCUGUAUGCCUGCGUUGGAAAGGUUGUGUUUGAGGGGCUUGCCAACUACGAGAAGAAUCUUAGUGCUAGCCCAUCGACACUGUUUGGCACACUGAUGAUGCUGAAGGCUGCAUGUGUAAGCAACCCCAGCUACAUCGACCGCCUCAUCACGCCGUUCAUGAGGGUGCUGCAGAGGAUGUCACGUGAGCACAUUAUGCCAACAUCAGCUCAUGAAAAUAGUCCAGUUGCCAGCGAGCUGCUAAUCCUGAGCUUGGAUCUUGUCAAGAACCGAGUUGUCGUGAUGGGGGCGGAAAUGAGGAAAACUUUCAUUGGUACUAUUCUUGUUGCAUUGAUUGAGAAGAGUCCAGAUAUAAAAGUCAUGAAGGCCAUAACCAAGAUGCUGGAGGACUGGAUGAAGAACAAGAAUCCAAUCGCAGUGAACCAAGCUCCAACGCUGAGGGAGAAGUCUAUUCUGCUAGUCAAGUUGAUGCAAUAUGUGGAGAAGAGGUUCCCUGAUGACCUGGAGCUCAACGCUCAGUUCCUUGACAUUGUCAACUACAUCUACAGAGAUGAGGCACUCAAGUGUUCGGAGCUGACAGUGAAGCUGGAACCAGCGUUUCUAGCGGGACUGCGGUGUGUGCAGCCCACCAUCAGAGCCAAGUUCUUUGAGGUGUUUGAUGCUAGCAUGAAGCGAAGGCUUCACGACCGUCUCAUGUACAUCAUCUGUUCUCAGAACUGGGAAGCCAUGGGACCACACUACUGGAUUAAGCAGUGCAUUGAGUUGCUUAUUGUCACUGCAUCACCCAACACACCAAUACAAAUGUCAUCAGAUACCAGCCUGUUACCUGGUAUCGCAUCGGUGAUAAACUUGGCCGACUCAGCAGAAAAGGACAGUUUUGUGAAUCUGUUGAAUGUGAAGGAGGAGCCGAGUGACAUUGCGGACGGAUUGGACACACAGGAUAAGGUGGAGGAUAUUGAUAUGGAUCUCCAGACUGUUGCAUCAGUGGACCAGAAAGGCGAAGAACAGCCAACAGGUCGAACCCGCAAGGCAGCUCUGGCACAUCUUAUCCUCCGCCAGUCCAAAGUGAUGGAGUCGAUCCGUACCACAAGAACUGUGCAAUUCUUGUUUGCCACAGCUCAGCUGUGUCACAUGGACACAGCACUAGCUGAGAGGGUUUGGUUAGACAUUUUCCCUCAACUCUGGAGCAUCCUAACAGAAAAACAGCAGAGUACUCUUCUGAUAGAAAUGGUGCCCUUUGUGUGCAGCGGCGCUCACGUUGUUCAGAAGGAUUGCCACCCCAGUGCUCUCAGCACCUUCAUCGAGGCUUUGUCCCACUGCAACCCUGCCAUCCCCAUCAAACCGGUCCUCAUGAAAUAUUUGGGUAAGUCACACAAUCUAUGGCACCGCAUGACGUUGAGCUUGGAACAGCUAGCGUUUGAACACGGCAACAACAGUCAGCUGAAGUCAAAGCGUGAUGUCACAGAUUGCUAUGAGUUUGAACCAGUGGUGUCACCUCAGCAGGAGAUUCUGGACUCACUCUCUGACAUGUACUCCUUGCUAUGCGAGGAGGACAUGUGGAGCGGAUUGUGGCAGAAACACGCACGCUACCGGGAGACAAAUGUGGCCAUUGCUUAUGAGCAGCAGGGCUUCUUUGAGCAGGCACAAGGAGCAUAUGAGGUGGCCAUGAGCAAAGUUCACAAUGAUUACAGUUCGGUCCCUGCCCCAGGAAGUGUACGAAGUGAACUGAGGCUGUGGGAAGAGCACUGGAUCAGAUGUUCAAAAGAGCUGAACCAGUGGGACCUUUUGCUGGACUAUGCACGUGACAAAAGUAUCAAUAACCCAUUCCUGAUACUGGACAUAGCUUGGAGAGUCCCCGACUGGAACCUAAUGAAGGAAGCAUUGAGCCAGGUGGAGACCAACUGUCCCAAGGAAAUGAUGUGGAAGGUGAACCUGUACCGUGGCUUCCUCGCAAUCUGCCACCCAGAGGACCCACACCUGUCUGUGGUGGAGCGCUAUGUGGAGCUGUCGAGUGGGCUGUGCAUGAGGGAGUGGCGCAGACUGCCACACAUCGUGUCCCACAUCCACCUGCCCUUGCUUCAGGCUGCUCAGCAGAUAAUGGAGCUUCAGGAGGCAGCGCAAAUCCACCAGGCGCUGCAGCACGGUCGCAGCAAUUCACUGCAUGACAUGAAGGCCACCAUAAAGACCUGGCGCAACCGCCUCCCCGUGAUAGCAGAUGACCUGAGCCACUGGAGUGACAUCUUUACAUGGCGACAGCAUCACUACACCUUUAUAGCAUCGCACUUCAACUCGCAGCACGACCAGACUGUCAACAGUACACUUGGUGUCCAUGCAUCUGCUCAGGCCAUCAUCCACUUCGGGAAGAUUGCGCGGAAGCACAACCUGCCAGGAGUGUGUCUUGACUCCCUGUGCCGCAUAUACACAAUUCCCAGCCUGCCAAUCGUGGACUGCUUCCAGAAGGUCCGCCAGCAGGUGAAAUGCUACCUGCAGAUGGCAGCAGUGACUGAUAAGAAUGAGCUGCAGAAGGGUUUGGAUGUGAUUGAACUGACGAAUGUCAAGUUGUUGACACGAGAGAUGACCUCUGAGAUCUAUGCCCUGAAGGGCAUGCUCCUAGCGCAGAUCGGACGCUCUGAUGACGCAAACAAAGUGUUCUCAGCAGCUGUCCAGAUGCAUGACACAUUGGUGAAGGCAUGGGCACUGUGGGGUGACUACCUUGAGCAGCUGUUCACACGAGAUGCACGUCAGAUUUCUCUUGGUACACAAGCCAUAACCUGCUUCCUCCAUGCUUGUCGCCACCAGAAUGAAUCCAAGUCCAGGAAGUACCUGGCCAAGGUUCUCUGGCUGCUCACUUAUGACGAUGAUCAAUCCACUUUGACUGAAGCAGUAGACAAGUACUCUGUGGGAGUGCCACCAAUCCAGUGGUUGCCGUGGAUACCUCAGCUGCUGACGUGUCUCGUGCGCAACGAGGGAACCCUCAUCCUCAAUCUCUUGAGUCAGGUGGGACGCAUGUUCCCUCAAGCUGUGUACUUUCCAAUCCGAACCCUGUAUCUGACACUGAAGAUAGAGCAGCGGGAGCGCUACAAGAGUGUGGACCAGACUGGAAAGCUGCCUGCAUCCAAUCAGAAGCACAGCUUGCAGCAGGUGUCAGGCAGGGGGGAAUCACAGCAGCAAGGAGACCAGUCGACGACAUCUGCACAUUCUCAUCAACCACAUGGCAGCCAGGCGGCAGGCGGGGGAGAUACAGGGCCCAUACGUGCCACUCCUUCCAUGUGGCGCUGCUCUCGAAUCAUGCACAUGCAGAGGGAUAUUCAUCCGACUGUGUUGUCCUCUCUGGAAGGUAUAGUUGACCAGAUGGUGUGGUUCCGAGAGAAUUGGUACGAGGAAGUUUCUCGGCAACUGCGGCAGGGACUUGCGAAGUGCCUUGCUAUUGCUUUUGAGAACAGAGGUGCAGUCUGCGAAGCUACCAUCACCCCUCACACACUUAACUUUGUUAAGAAGCUGAUCUCAACAUUUGGAAUUGGCAUAGAAAACAUCUCAAGUUCAGUGAGUGCGCAGUUCAGCAGUGCUGCAUCAGAGAGCCUGGCAAGCCGAGCUCGUGCGACGGUGCAGGACCCCGUGUUCCAGAUGAUGAAGGUCCAGUUCACAACUGACUUUGACUUUGCUGUGCCUGGGUCCAUGAAGCUGCAGAAUCUCAUUGUUAAGCUCCGGAAAUGGAUCCAGAUUCUGGAGACAAAAGUGAAGACAUUGCCGAAGUCCUUCUUGAUUGAAGAGAAGUGCAGGUUCCUGAGUAACUUUAGCCUCCAGACGGCUGAAGUUGAGCUGCCAGGCGAGUUCCUCCUACCCAAGCAUUCUCAUUACUAUGUGAGAAUUGCACGCUUCAUGCCACGAGUGGACAUUGUGCAGAAACACAACACAGCAGCACGACGUUUAUUCAUACGGGGUCACAAUGGAAAAAUCUAUCCAUACCUGGUGGUGAAUGACUCAGGACUGGGGGAUGCCCGGCGAGAGGAGCGUGUUCUGCAGCUACUUCGUAUGCUGAACCACUACCUUGGCAAGCAGAAGGAAACAUCACGCAGGUUCCUUCACUUCACAGUUCCACGGGUAGUGGCCGUGUCUCCACAGAUGCGUCUUAUUGAAGACAACCCUGCAUCUAUAUCGCUGCUCGAUAUAUACAGGCAAGGCUGUGCCCGUCUUGGCGUCGAACAUGAUGCCCCUGUACUUAGAUACUAUGAACGUCUUGCAGCUGUACAGUCUCGGGGCUCCCAAGCAAGUCAUCAAGUCUUGAGAGACAUCCUAAAAGAGGUUCAGUGCAAUAUGGUGCCUCGCUCAAUGCUCCGAGACUGGGCAGUAAGGACUUUUCCUGCAGCUACAGAUUACUGGAUGUUCCGCAAAACGUUCACACUUCAGCUCUCACUGUCAUGCUUUGCUGAGUAUGUCCUGCACCUCACAAGGCUGAACCCAGACAUGAUGUACAUUCACCAGGACUCUGGCCUCGUUAAUGUGUCGUACUUCAAGUUUGAUGUUGACGAUACAUCUGGUGACUUGGAUGCCAACCGCCCUGUACCAUUCAGACUGACACCCAACAUCCUGGAGUACCUGAGUACUAUUGGAAUCAGUGGGCCCCUAACAGCCAGCAUGACAGCUGCGGCUCGCUGCUUGGUGCAACCCAGCUUUAAGGUGCAGACCAUCUUGCGGGCCAUCCUGCGCGACGAGAUGAUUUCAGGGCACAGGAAGAAACAAGAUGACUGUCAGCAUGAGGCCGUGAGCUCUGCACCGACUGAAAUGGAUGGCGAGCUACUCAUCAGUAUGGUGACUCGUGCUGUUACAGCCAUCAUGUCGCGACUCAACACGCUCUCCAACUCCGAUGUACCCGAGAGCAAGGUAAGCACGCUGGUGACAGCUGCAAACAGCCAUGACAACCUGUGUCGUAUGGAUCCAGCGUGGCAUCCGUGGUUGUAAUCACAGUGCGGACUAGCAUACUGAUAUCCUCUUGAAGGUGCUGUUUGGUUGCAUGGGUAAUGAAAAUGAAUGAUCCAGUUUCUAUAAGUGUUACACUACUGUGAGUGACAAGUAAUCCAUUAAAGAAAGUUGGAAAUAAGUCUGAAGUUGAAAGAGCUAGAAACUGACAAAAUGAGGCACAUCUUGUGUAAUGGCUGAGUAAGCAGUUUGAGUCAUAUGGUUUAUUCGCAUCUGCCGAUCCCUACAGAGCAAUGCUUUUCAAAUUAAACUCAUUAAAUUUGUUAGUGACAGUUUGACAUAUUUUUUAUUUCGAAACUCACUGACUUUCUACGGUAGAAAUUUCACUUGUCAAAGUACUUUUGGUUUUAUGAGACAUUUGACAGUAUAGAAUUUGAGCUACUGACAGUGUCAUUAAAUAAACUAAAUAAGUAAAAUAAAGCAUGAGACAUUGUUAACAAGUAAAAAUAAAGAAAAACACUCAAGAAUAAACAAUUUUCACAAAAGAACAUCAGAAACCGAAUAACUUGCUAAAAUAAUAUUAAAGUAGUUGGAUUUGUUGUGUGGAUUGCAUAUUAGCUGAGACCAGCAUAGGGCUAUUGGUUGGGAAAAGGUAUCAGACAGGACAAGACCUUUGAUCCACAUUCGUUGUAAAUUGCAUGGAUCUAGGUGACAAUCGUGUCUUACGGGACUAGACAUCCUGUGACAGUGCUGUAGAGGUGUUUGCAUAUCUGCCUGUAUGUCAGCUGUGACAUAAAAUCUCCACUCCUCAGAC